GGGAGAGCAGCUCCGCCUCGCAGCCAACCCCUCGCUGCCCGCCGUGCUCGGCCAUUGGAGAGGCGCGCUGUCCGUCUCGCUCCGCCACCGCCCGGCAAACCUCCAGCCGGGAGGAGAGCUCGGGCGGUGAGAGCGGCGCGGCGCUGGGUACUGCCGGGUGUCGCUGAGACGCCGAGCGGACGCGGCCGGCGCCGGGUGGGAGGGCUCGCUGCCUGCAGCCAUGACCCUCGCAGUCUGUCCCUCGGCUCCGACCCGGGGCAUCUAAUACCCUUCACAGCCGCACGCAGCUGCGGGGGAGCCGGCCGCUGCCCCCUCGUCGCCCUCGGCGCUUUAUCACACUCCCAUCCCCGGAUCUAGAAGGCAGCGCGGCAGCCGGCGCCCCCGUGCAAACUGGGGGUGUCUGCCGGAGCAGCCCCCGCCUCCGCCGCCGCCGCCGCUGCCCCGGGCUCUGGCCAUGGCCUGGAGGGGCACGGGGCCGAGUGUCCCGGGGGCGCCCGGGGGUGCUGGGCUCAGUCUGUGGCUACUGCUGCCGCUGCUGCUGCUCCUGCGGCCAGCACGGGGCUUCGGGGACGAGGAGGAGCGGCGCUGCGACCCCAUCCGCAUCUCCAUGUGCCAGAACCUCGGCUACAACGUGACCAAGAUGCCCAACCUGGUGGGGCACGAGCUGCAGACCGACGCCGAGCUGCAGCUGACAACCUUCACGCCGCUCAUCCAGUACGGUUGCUCCAGCCAGCUGCAGUUCUUCCUUUGUUCGGUUUAUGUGCCAAUGUGCACAGAGAAGAUCAACAUCCCCAUUGGCCCUUGCGGUGGCAUGUGUCUUUCAGUCAAGAGACGCUGUGAACCCGUCCUGAAGGAAUUUGGAUUUGCCUGGCCAGAGAGCCUAAACUGCAGCAAAUUCCCUCCCCAGAAUGACCACAACCACAUGUGCAUGGAAGGGCCGGGUGAUGAAGAGGUGCCCUUACCUCAUAAAACUCCCGUCCAGCCUGGGGAAGAGUGUCACUCCUUGGGAACCAAUUCUGAUCAGUACAUCUGGGUGAAAAGGAGCCUGAACUGUGUUCUCAAGUGUGGCUAUGACGCUGGCUUAUACAGCCGCUCUGCCAAGGAGUUCACCGAUAUCUGGAUGGCCGUGUGGGCCAGCCUGUGCUUCAUCUCCACUGCCUUCACAGUGCUGACCUUCCUGAUCGAUUCCUCCAGGUUUUCCUACCCGGAGCGUCCCAUCAUAUUUCUCAGUAUGUGCUAUAAUAUUUAUAGCAUUGCUUAUAUUGUGAGACUGACUGUAGGCCGGGAAAGGAUAUCCUGCGAUUUUGAAGAGGCAGCAGAACCCGUCCUCAUCCAAGAAGGACUUAAGAACACAGGAUGUGCAAUAAUUUUCUUGCUGAUGUACUUUUUUGGAAUGGCUAGCUCCAUCUGGUGGGUUAUUCUGACACUCACUUGGUUUUUGGCAGCGGGACUCAAAUGGGGUCAUGAAGCCAUUGAAAUGCACAGCUCUUACUUCCACAUUGCAGCUUGGGCCAUCCCUGCUGUGAAAACCAUUGUCAUCCUGAUUAUGAGACUGGUGGAUGCGGAUGAACUAACUGGCCUGUGCUAUGUUGGAAACCAAAACCUGGAUGCCCUCACUGGCUUUGUAGUGGCUCCCCUCUUCACUUAUUUGGUGAUUGGAACUUUAUUCAUUGCUGCAGGUUUGGUAGCCUUGUUUAAAAUUCGGUCGAAUCUUCAGAAGGAUGGGACAAAGACUGACAAGUUGGAAAGGCUGAUGGUCAAAAUUGGAGUCUUCUCAGUACUGUACACGGUUCCUGCAACCUGUGUGAUUGCCUGUUAUUUCUAUGAAAUCUCCAACUGGGCACUCUUCCGGUAUUCUUCAGAUGACUCCAAUAUGGCGGUUGAAAUGUUAAAAAUUUUUAUGUCUUUGCUGGUAGGCAUCACUUCAGGCAUGUGGAUUUGGUCUGCCAAAACUCUUCACACGUGGCAGAAGUGUUCCAACAGAUUGGUGAAUUCUGGGAAGGUCAAGAGAGAGAAGAGAGGAAAUGGUUGGGUAAAGCCUGGGAAAGGCAAUGAAACUGUGGUAUAAGGAUAGCCAGCCUCCAUACUUUCAUUUUGAUUGGGGGAAUGUCAGCAUUUCGGUGGAAAUGCUGCUGAAAGUUUUAUGCAGUAAAUCUCAGUUUGAACAAACAAGCAACACUUAAGUGGCCCCCAUCACUCCCCCCUCCCCAGCAUCAAAAAACCAGUGAUUUUGCUGAAGACUUUGGAAUGAUCCAAAAUGGAAAAGCCAGUUAGAGGCUUUCAAAGCUGUGAAAAGUCAAAACAUCGAUCACUUUAGCAAGUUGCAGCUUGGAGCAUGGAGGUCCUGCCCAGCUGCCAGGAAGUCCAGGGCCAUGCUGCUUUACCCUGCAGGGUGGGAUUUGAGCUGUGAGUAGAUAACUUGCAGGGAGAAAGAUUAACUUUUUUAACCCUUUUCAAUUUAAAUACUAACUGGGUCUUUCAAAUAGCAAAGCAAUCUAUAAACACUGGAAACGCCAGGUUCAGAGAAGUGUUACAAGAGUUUUAUAGUUUGGCCGACCUAACAUAAACAUUUUCUGUGGUGCACCGUCUGCUGUUUAGAACUUAGUGGAUUGCACUCCCAAGAGGUGGUGUCAGAAUCUUUCAGUGCCUUUUGUCAUAAAACAGAAUUGUUUGAGCAAACAAAAGUGCUGUACAAACACAUGUAAGGUAUCCAGUGGAUUUUUCUUCUCUCUCUCCCUCUCUUGUUUCACUACCUCUGUUCUGGGCUGCUGCUGUUUUCUUCAUUUUACAUUACUGACUCAAAAAGUGUAUUUUUAUAGAAAUUUUUGCAUUGCAGCAUGCCUAAUAAGGGGGAAAUGAAAGGUGAUUCACUUUCUGACAAUCACUUAAUUCAGAGAAAAAUGAGAUUUACCAAGUCUACUUACCUUACCGACCCCAGAGACCUAUUGCACUGAGCAAUUGGGACUUAAUAGAUUUUACUUUGUGUGAUUGCAUCUAUGCAGACGCCAGUCUGGAAGAGCUAAAAUGUUAAAUUUCUUGGCAACUUUGCAUUCACACAGAUUAACUGUGUAAUAUGUGUGUGUCAGUUACAAUUAAAAGCACAUUCUUGGACCAUGACAUAGUAUACUCACUGAUUUUAAAACUAUGGUCAACUUGCAUUUUCGGAAUGAUAGUGCCUUUUUUUUUCUUUAGCAUAAGAAUGUUAUCAGGGUCUGGUCUAUUUACAAAAGUGGAGACUUUUUCAAUUUUGUAAAGGUAACUAAGGACAGCUAAUCCAACUACUUAGUGCAUAAUUGUUUCCUAGUAAUUGGCAAAGGCUCCUUAUAAGAUUUCCUUGGAGGCAGUGUGGCCUGGAGUAUUUAUAUGGUGCUUAAUGAAUCUCCAGAAUGCCAGCCAGGAGCUUGAUUGGUUAGCAGGGAAUAAAGUGUAGACCAUAUGAAAUGAGCUGCAAACUCUUAAUAGCACAGUCUUAAUUGCCUUUUGUGGAGGUAUCCAAAGCUUUUAAAAUUUUUGCUUUAUGUUCAUCACAAGGGGGUACCCCUAGCAGCCUCUCCAAAGUUGCAAUUCUUUUAGAGCUGUAACUGGCCUUCUGAUCUCCAGAUCUCUGGGGCAAAUUGUUGACAGUGUCACAGGUUGCUCUCCUUGUAACUCAUAUUUGUCUUUGCUUCACCUCCUGCUUUGCAAUGACUCGUUUAUUUAUUCAUACUUUUUUUUUUUAACAGGUAGGAAAACUCUCUUCUACUAUACUUCUUUAUGGAGAAACAUUGCCAGGGGCUCAGAAUUCCAAUUGGUCAAAUUCUGGAGACAGACUUGUCUGUUUUUUUUGGUUUGAGCUUUAUGCCUACAGUUUAACACUUUCUUCUUUCCUCUUUCUGUUUGUGUGGUUCUUGAGCUGUCUUAAAUGAAGAUGCAUAUAAGAUGUUGUGUGUUUUGGAAGGGAAAGUCUUGGGGCUUUUGAGACAAGCCAAGUGGUAUUGCAUGACCCUGCUGCUGUGGGCAUUGCCUGAGUACCUUGGCUGUAUUUAGGGUCAGGGCUUCAGGAGCAUGAGAAAUGACCCUAGAAGGGUCAGUUAAACUCCAUCUGAGACUACAUUGCCUAUGAAAUGUAAAAUGUGAACUCCCCGUGCUGCUUGCAGCCAGUUCCCAUAACGUUCAGGGUCCUGGAGCAUGCACCCGGGGGCAGAGCUUGCCCUUACUCACGCUCCGCUCUAGCGUCUUGGGAGUUUUGCAGAGACUCAAGCCCAGGAAAGGGGAGGACCAUGCAAUGGGAGUGGCCUCCUGUUAGAGUAUAGGAGUUCAUCAUGCCAUUUCCUUUGUAAUGUUUCCGUGAGGGUGUGACCAAAGCAGCACCUAGCAGAGGGCCAGGGGCAGAGUAGGUGCUCAAUUUUUGUGAAUGAUUAAACAUUAAAAAAAAAAAAAGUGCUUAUAAAAAAAAGAGCAAUUGGAUUAACCUGGACACCUGAGUUCUGGAGCUAGUGGGCUGACAAUUUUCUGGAUUUUAACUAGUCUGUUCCAUAAAUCUCUGGCCUCCCCUGGGGAAAGUGCAUUUGAUCAGAAGUGGCUGUCAGUGCAGACUGGAUUAGUAGCCUUAGCAAUGUCACCGGGUUAUAGGCCUUUCCGUUCACAUUCCAGACAAUGGAGAGUGUUUACGGUUUCAGGAAAGGAACUUUGUGGCUAAGGAGUCAGUUACCAAUUUACUACCAAGUGACUCCAUCACCUCUUCAAUUGGUAUUUGUUUUUAAAAAAAAAGUCAGUUGCCAGCACAUUUAUUGAGUGCCGACUGUGUGUAAAGCCCCGUGCCAGGCACUGCAGGGGGUGUCAUGGAGGAUAGGCCUUUCAGUUCAGCAGUGACAGCUCUAUUCUAACUGUCCUAGGCUGGGAUGCUUCUGGGUCUGCUCAGCUUUGCUGUUGGUCUUGUGCAGGAGCAGGGACCUCUGGAAUUCCCAUCUGUUACACUUGUCUCCAUCCCAUUAACUACUUCUUCCUAGGUCCCUCUACUGUUAACUUGUUUCUCACCCCUUCUCAGGCUUCUUUCCAAAUCAAUUAUAGGAGUUUUGAUGGAAAGCAUCAGCUCUGUUUCAUGACAAUCUCUGUGGAAAUCCCCUAGUAAGACUAUGAAAAUAGACUAAAUAAACAUGAGCUCCUACAUCUAAUAUGGCUUUGGGGGCAAAGAAAUUCACAGCUUGGUGUGUUCCAUGUGACUUGUGCAGGUAAAUUGAGGACAGUGUCUUGCUUGGGAAGAGGUCAAGGUUGCUUUUCUUUCUCUGAAAUCUGGAAUAAGUAGAUAUGUUUGUAGCUGUCUACAAAAAUCCCUUGACCACCAGAGAUUUUUGGUAAAUGGGGCUUAAAGGCAGCUCUAUCCAACCUUCUCUCUGGUAGACUCCUUUCUCCUGCUUGGUAAAGGCCAAACCUCAGGGCAGAGGGACAUGGGGAAGUGUGGAACUGGCCAGAACCAUCAGGUUGAACUACUUAGUUGAUUCAUAUCCUUUUUCCUUUAUGGAGGCCCAUUUCCUGAUCCCUGAGACUGCUUCUGAGCUGGCAGCUUGCUCAGGGGCCUGAAACUGGAGAAGAGGUGACACGUUUUUAUUUCCCCCGAGAAGCUCUCUGACUUUCCCUUCCCGGAUCACUCCCUCACCUAUACUUCCCAAACCCAGCAUGUGGGGAAUUUCUGUAUCCAGGUUCUGAAUUGUGAUUCUACCCAGCACCCCCAGCUCUGUAAGCUCUGGCCUCAUCAGCCUCCUGGUCACUGAAUUAAGUGAUUAUUGUGUUGAGAAUCAAGCUGGGACCUGAGACAAAGGUGAACUCAGCCUCAUCCCCAAGGUACAGAUUCAAUUUAAAGGGAUUUCCUCAAGAUGGUGCAGUGUUUAGCUUCCAAUGGGGUGGCCACAGCAGCAGUUAGGAAAGAGUGGCCAUAAGGCACAGAUUUUAGAAGGAUGUCCUCAGGGUUGAUCCACAUCCUUAAUUUGGUUCUGAGGUGGAGGGAACUGGUGACAGUCACUAGUCCAGCCAAUUAUGUCAGGUCACUGGGCUCUGACAAUUUUUUUGUUCCUUUAUUAUAUUUGAGUUCAAAGUCCCAGUCUGGGUCUGUUUUAUGUCUGGCAAAGGGCCUGGGUUAUCAUUUUCCCUCCUGGGCUAGGUUGCACAUCUUGGAAACUCUAAAGAAAGCAUUCGCUCCUACCAAAGAUCAGAUACUAGAGACUUAAAUGAUGGAUUUUGUUUCAGUGCAGCCUGGUUAGAGCUCUCUGCUGCUGCCUCUGUUGUGUGCAUGUGCAGUACUGGCACACUUGACAGUAGAGAGAAGUGAAUCAAGGAUCCCCUGACAUGCCUCUUCCGCUUGGUAAGCCCAAUUGCCCUGAGAGUAGCCUGUUUCUAUUUCUGACUUACCUUAUUUCUCUUUUUUUUUGAAUUAGCAAAUUCCAUGUAUUCACCUAGGCUAUUUGUUGAGGGCCUGUUUGGGGUCCUGAAGGAGCCAUGUCCUUAAUGCUCUUGUACCUCCUUGAUCUCCUGCAACAUUCAGUACAUGACCACUGUCAUCCCAGAAGGCUUCUGAGAACAGGGGCAAGAGCAGCUCUGCCCCCUGAAGGCUGGGUCCAUCCUCUCUCUCAGGUUGUGAAAGUUCCCAAGUCCUGCUAACGGACUCUGGCCGUAACUUGGCUGUGAACUUUUGGGAGAGGUAAGCUGCUUUCUCUGUCUCUCCCAGUGGAGCAUGGGGGUGGUUCUGAAUUUUGUCCUACCUCACAGGGAUGUUGUGAGGCUUUAAGAGGUGUAAGGAUCAAGGCCCCUUGUGCUCUUUGUAAGAAGGUAGGGUAAGGAUCUCAUGCAAUCUGUGAAAAUUUAAAAUGUGACUCAGCCUGCUCUGUGCAGCACCCAAGCUGGUUAGUUGCUCUGUGGCCUUUUCUGUAUCCUUAUGGCACCCGACAGCUCCAGCCACCUGAGGCCAACCCGGGGGACUUUCAGAUAUUCAACAUGAGGUACCAGGCAAACUCCUGCUCCACAUGUCCUGAAUGAAUGGCUGACUUCAAAGGAAAUGGACCCUGCUUUUAAGGAUGUACAAAAGUAUGUCUGCAUUGAUGUCUGUACUGUAAAUUUCUAAUUUAUCGCUGUACAAAAAAUAAACUUUGCUAUUUAAUUUUUGUAUCAAAGGAAAAUAAAAUUUUGUUUAUAAGUGG
Messenger RNA from Choloepus didactylus (southern two-toed sloth), 7169 nucleotides. It is a transcript of the gene FZD4, whose product is annotated as frizzled class receptor 4. The transcript is spliced from 2 exons. NCBI's taxonomy places the organism in Eukaryota, Metazoa, Chordata, Mammalia, Pilosa, Megalonychidae. Gene Ontology annotation, cellular component: plasma membrane. Gene Ontology annotation, molecular function: Wnt-protein binding; Wnt receptor activity. The record is from RefSeq and is a predicted model, not a curated record. The coding region runs from base 455 to 2068 and encodes 537 amino acids. Gene Ontology annotation, biological process: retina vasculature morphogenesis in camera-type eye; non-canonical Wnt signaling pathway; canonical Wnt signaling pathway.